Messenger RNA from Belonocnema kinseyi, 1581 nucleotides. RefSeq names its product clusterin-associated protein 1 (gene Cluap1). The coding region runs from base 170 to 1462 and encodes 430 amino acids. The transcript is spliced from 6 exons. Gene Ontology annotation, biological process: cilium assembly. Gene Ontology annotation, cellular component: intraciliary transport particle B; centrosome; cilium. The record is from RefSeq and is a predicted model, not a curated record. Lineage: Eukaryota; Metazoa; Arthropoda; Insecta; Hymenoptera; Cynipidae.
CCUGUUUGAAUUAAAACUGGGUUAACAUUGAGACACGUGGACGGUGGCCUCCAUGGCAACGCUGAGCCCACAAAACACAAACAAACCCAGGAAAGCAUGUAUUUCACUGCACACUAGUACGAGUCGCAUGAGUAACUCAUGUUAAUUAAGUGUUUUAAUAUACAACAAAAUGUCAUUCCGUGAUUUGCGAAAUUUCACGGAGAUGAUGAGGGUCCUUGGUUAUCCUAGACUGAUUUCUUUAUCUAAUUUUCGAAUGCCGAAUUUUCCUCUGGUUGCGGAAAUCCUGAUUUGGUUGACCAAAAGAUUCGAUCCGGACGCGAACAUUCCAUCCGAACAUGAAACCGAAAAAGAUCGAGUCAACUUGAUCCGACAAGUUGCAGAGUUUAUGGCGAUAACGGCGAAUGUGAAGUUAAACACGAAAAAGCUGUAUCAAGCCGACGGUUAUGCAGUGAAAGAAAUAUUGAAAAUAACCACGUUAUUGUUCGACGCACAAGUCAAAAGUUCCGAAGAUUCGACACAACACGCGAGUCUUCGGAAUCUAAACUUCGAUAUUUCGGAUAAAAUAAACGAAUUAAAGUCAACGAGGCAACUGGCCAGUGAACUUACGACAAAUGGAGCAACACUUUUUGAUCUUCUAGGUCGCGAAGCCGAGCUUCGUGAAAUUCGCAAUUCCAAGGUUUCCCGGCAAUAUGACACUUCCGAGAUCGAGGUGGCUCUAAAGGAGACGAUUGAUAGUACAAGGAAGGAAAUCGAGGACACAAAAAAGCAGAUUGAUAAUGUUAAGGAUACAGAGCAAAACCUUGAUGCGAAAAUAGAAAGGCGACGAACUGAACUCGAUAGAAAUGAAAAAAGACUGCAAACUUUAAGAAAAGUUAGACCUGCUUUCAUGGAAGAAUUUGAGAAACUCGAGGUUGAACUCAAGUCUCUCUAUGAAGAUUAUCUUCAGAAAUUUCGGUACCUCGCAUAUCUAGAACAUCUCCAAGAAGAUGAUGCAAAAGCUGAACAAGAAAGAUUUGAAAAAAGACAAGCUGCAACGAAAAAACAAUUGGAACAAUUGAGAUCUGAAGAUGUGAGUUUUGAGAGCCUAUUAGAAGGAAAUGAUUCAAUUUUCACCCACAAUCUUCAAGAUCCUCUUGCUCUUGGAGAUGUGGACAAAAGAGCUUCUGAAAAAAAUAAACCAGAAACUGGAAGAUCAUCAAAAGCGCGAAUAUCUCAUCAACGUAGAGUAUAUGGAAGUAUGUCUGGUCGACAAAGAGGAGUUAUUGUUGAAACCAACGAUAGUGGAGAUUCAUUAGAUAGCGAUAGUGAUUUAUUGAUAGACGGAGAUCUCGACGAUGAUGAUGACGAUGACGACAUGCUUUUAAAUUCUGUUAAUCCAGGAGGAAUGAGCGAAUUUGAACUGAAACCCAGUCAAGAAAAACGUGCAGUCAGCAAAAUUGAUCACUCGGAUGAGGACUUUUGAAUCGGUUUGUUUUUAAUUACCAAUGUACCUUCCCUAGAAUCUAGAACCUGCAAUUAGCCCAGAAUUGCUAUCAAAACCUGUAAUAUUUCUCCGCUAAUAAAAGAAUAAUAGAAAAACUA